This is a messenger RNA of Dioscorea cayenensis subsp. rotundata (Guinea yam), 2404 nucleotides long. RefSeq names its product cyclin-T1-2-like. The transcript has 7 exons. Lineage: Eukaryota; Viridiplantae; Streptophyta; Magnoliopsida; Dioscoreales; Dioscoreaceae. Bases 235 to 1746 code for a protein of 503 amino acids. The record is from RefSeq and is a predicted model, not a curated record. Gene Ontology annotation, molecular function: cyclin-dependent protein serine/threonine kinase activator activity. Gene Ontology annotation, biological process: positive regulation of DNA-templated transcription, elongation; regulation of transcription by RNA polymerase II. Gene Ontology annotation, cellular component: nucleus; cyclin/CDK positive transcription elongation factor complex.
AUACGGAAAUCCCAACCCUGAGAGAAAAAAACAAUAUGAGUUCUUUGUCUCUUUGGCUGCUUUUUUAGGGUUUAUUUGCAUUCUCUUCACCGCCUUUUCGUGCUGCGGAUCACGGACUUCAUCCCGUUUCAGGUAGCUGAUAUCAGCAUAACUUGUUUGGUUACUUAUUGCUAUCAGUAUAGACGACUCAUCACUUGGAAGUGAUAACUUGGUUGCAUCUAAUUGCAAUACUUCAUGGUGAACGGUGCCCCAAAAACGUCGGGAGGAUGGUAUUUUAGUAGAGCAGAAAUUGAGAAUAACUCUCCUUCAAGGAGAGAUGGCAUUGAUCUGAAGAAAGAGUCUGAACUCCGGCAAUCAUAUUGCUCUUUAAUUCAGGAUCUGGGCAUGAGGCUCGGAGCGCCACAGUUGACAAUUGCAACUGCUGUCAUUUUCUGCCACCGGUUUUACCUUUACCAGUCUCAUGCAAAAAAUGAUUGGCGCACUAUCGCAACUGCAUGUUUAUUUCAUGCUGCCAAAGUAGAAGAUACACCCAUCUCGUUGAACAAGGUGGUGACUGCCGCUUAUGAGAUGAUUUACAGAAAAGAUCCAGAUGCUGCACAACAGAUUCGUCAGAAGGAUGUUUUAGACAAACAGAAAUCAUUGGUCAUCCUUGGGGAGAGAAUGCUGCUUGCAAACAUUGGAUUUGAUUUCAAUGUUCAGCAUCCUUAUAGGCCACUUGUACGAGCUCUAAACAAAUUUGAGAUCUUGGAGAAGAAUGUUCGACAAGUUGCUUGGAAUUAUGUUAAUGAUUGGCUUAGGACUACAUUGUGCUUGCAAUAUAAACCACACUACAUUGCAGCUGGCUCGCUCUAUAUUGCUGCUAAAAUUCACAAUGUGAAACUUCCAUCUGGAAAAGACUAUGCCUGGUGGAAUGAGUUUGAUGUCACACCUAAACAGUUAAAUGCUGUUGUGCAAGAGAUGACAGAUAUACUUGGUUAUAAGAGGAAAAGUUUGCCGACUUGCCCUACUGAAAAGCCAGCUGAAAUUUCAUUGGCAAAGAAAAAGGGUGAUUCUAGCAGCCCUGAAUCCUGUGUUUUGAGCAGGCCAGGCUCAUUGACUAGAAACUCAAGCAACGACUCAGAUGGCCAAUUAGAAAUGAUAAACCAGAACCAUCCCAGCAGCUGCAAUCCUGAUGGUAAGCAAGUUUAUGUGGGUGCUGAAAUAAAAGCAGAAGUCCAGGCCCGUGGCCCUGAUGCUUCUGAAAGUGUUGCUGACAGUGAGAAAAGUCGUAAGGGCAUGGAGAAGGCCAAUUUAGAGCCUAUUCAAGUUUGUGAUGCUGUUGAAAUAAAAUCAGAAGUCCAGGCAAGAGGUCCUGAUGCUUCUGAAAGUGUUGCUGACAGUGAGACAAGUGGCAAGGGCAUGGACAAGGUUAAUUUAGGCCCCGAUCAAGUUGGUGUGGCUGCUGAAAUGAAUACAGAAGUUCCAGCAAGAGGGUCUGAUGCUUCUCAAAGUGCUGCUGACACUGACACAAGUGGCAAGGUCAUGAACAAGUCCAAUUCAGGGCCUGUUCAAGUUGUUAAUGGACUUCACACUUUAAACAUGGACAAAAUUUUAGCAAUGAGGAAAAAAAGGAAGAUUGAAAAAGAGAAUGAGAAAAGGGCUGCCGCAAUUAAAAGCAUGGGUGAAGAUGACUGGAUUGAGAGGGAGCUAGAAAAAGGGAUACUGUCAUCGUCCCAAUCAGUUGGUAAAAAACAUAAGGUAGCUUAGACUUCGGCGGAGGCUGCUGUUAGUCAAUGAGACCAGGUUUAUUCCUUGAUAUAGUCAUUUAUUGUUGGCAGGUGAAUGACCGGAAAAUUAAAUCCAAUAAAUGCAUGACUGCUGAAUGAUAAAGAAUACCAACAAUGAAGUUCUGCACAGUAUUGGUGACUCUGUGAUUCACAAUUUCAGUGUUUUUAAUUUUCGGUAGCAGCUUUCCAUUUCCGGCUCCGUCUCUCUUUGUUCUUGCAACAUUUGAAGGUUCUAAACGCAGGCUUCAUGUAAAUACUGGUUUCCAAAUUCCAAUGUAUAUAUUAACAUAUAAAAUUGUGUGUUAGUCAGGGUCCUUAGCGCAGAAGCAAGCAUCGCCAACACUUGUUCUGUGGUGGCUGCAAGAGACGCUCAGAGUAACUGUGUCUGAAGCAGAAGAAGCCAUUAGCGAAGCUAUUUAGGAAGGUGUUAAUUUUGAUGUCGAAGUUUUUAAACACAACCGCGAAGGCUGUCACUUUUUCUUGCCUUCAUUCUCUAUUUGUCGAUGAAAAUUUUGAAAUAGGAUUAGUAGUAACUUAUAUGAAAGCCCCAUUCAAUUUAUUCUCUAUUUGCAUGACCAAAUUUUCUGUCACAUAUAUAUAUACUAAUUGUUUUAAUGUACACUGUACAGUUAACUGAU